GCUCAAAGUGUCACUGGAAUUGAGUAUCAGUCAGAUGCAGAACAACACUCCGAAGGCUCUAGACUUCUUCGGGUUCAUCGGGUUGUUUCCAGGCGGAAUCAGACAGGCUGAACUCACUCAUAUUUGGAAUGACAACUCGUGGAUUGGCUACAAAGACGAACUCAUCAGAGCUUCGCUUCUGGUCUACAAGAAGAACAGUCAAGACGAGUUUGUGUUCAGUCUGCUACCGUUCAUGACUAUUCGAGCCUGAGAGUACUUGGACUCUGACACUGAGCUCAAGUCUGAAUAUCACUCAAUGGCCUGCCAGUUGUAUCUGAGUGAGUGACAGAGUAUUUACGAGGCUGACAAAAGCAUCGAAACCGUCCAGAAGUUCACAGAGAUCGAGACCAAUGUGUGGGCCUGAAUGUAUAGAGCAGUAGCCUCAUCAAGAGUUUCAUCAAAACACAAACUAACCAAAUCGAUCACAGAUGUGAGUCAGUUGUCUCUGGCUGACAUUGAGCAGUAUUUGAUGAGUCCUUCUGGUUCAAAGCUGAGCAAUCAAGAGUGAGAGCAACAACUGGUUGCAUAUUUCACAUGAGUAUUGUUUCAGUAAGUUCACAACAUCAUAUUUAGGCUGAACAAAGUAAAUGAGCAUGUGGUAGCAUUG
Molecule: messenger RNA, 646 nt
Organism: Moneuplotes crassus
Lineage: Eukaryota; Ciliophora; Spirotrichea; Euplotida; Euplotidae
Source: the annotation of a GenBank genome assembly